AUGGCGGGACUUUGCCCUCCCGGCGGCCUGGAGCACCUGGAGCUGGGGCGGCUGCGGGACCCGCCGGGCAGCAGCGGCGGAGUCGUCGGCGGCGGCGCUUCUUCUCCUUCGCCUCCUCCUUCGUCUUGCUCGCCGUCGCCGCCGCUCUCGUCUUGCUCGAGGCAGGCCUGGAGCCGGGACAACCCGGGCUUCGAGCCCGAGGAGGAGGCGGGCGAAGCGGCCAGGGCGGCUGGCGGGAGCGCGGCGGUGGCGGCGGGGCCCGUGCUGCAGAUGGGCGUGGUGGAGUGGGGCCGAGGAGGGGCGCCUUCGCCCUCGGAGCCCGACGCCCGGCGCCCGGGAGGGCCCGCCGAAAGCGGGAGGCAGCGGAGGCGCAGGCGGCGCGGCGAAGAGGGGGAGGGCGGAGGGGAAGGCGAAGGCCAGCGGCCUUGCUCCGCCGGAGGCGCCCCGACGCCGCGUUUCCCUCACGAGGAGACGGGCGAGGAGGUCGCCGAGCAGCCGCCGCCGCCUCGCCGGCUCGCCUGGGCCAAAGGGAUGGCGCACCGCCUGCGAGGUGAGUGACCGCCCGGCCGGGCCCUUCUGUCGCGCUUCCCGGCUCGCAUCUCUCCUGCCUCACCUUAUUACUUUCAUGUUUCUCGCGAGUCAAAUAAUCCAUUCAGCUCCUCUGCAAUCUCCUUGCACACCUUUGAUUCCCUUGUUGGCCAAAAGCUCUACCACAGGCAUGUCCAAAGCCCGUUUUGGGGGCCCCUUCGGCAGUUUAUGGGGUAAAAUCCUAAAAAACAACAACCAACAACUUCAAUCCUAAAUAAAGCGCAACAACUUCAACCCUAAAAAAAAGCUCAAUAAUUUCAAUCCUAAAAACAGCGCAACAACUUUGGUUGGCCCUCACGGCCCUUCCCUUCAUCAAAUCUGGCCCUCCUUGAAAAAAGUUUGGACACCACUGCCCUACCACCUCCUUGUCUCCUCUCCUGCUACUAAUGCUUUUUUAUUAAGAGCCCAGGAAGCUGCUUUCUAUCCAGUCAGACCUUUCCUUCAUCCAUCUAGCUAAUCUAUCUCAAAAAGUUGUAACGCUUUGAGCCAAACUAGUUAUAAUGGGGAAAACCAAGCAAAGUAGUUCACUUUUGUUUGCAUCUGAUGUGGGAUACACUGCGUGUACUGUUUUCCAACAAAGUUUUUUACCAUUUCAUGCAAACCAGUAGGUAAUACGUAUUUGACUAGAAAAGCACACAGGUUUGGCAUGAAAAAGAUUUCUCGCCCAGUGCUGAAGACUUCUUGCAGACUAGGCUACUUUAAAAGAAAAUAUUGAAGUUGUUCAAGUUCCUAAGAGAAAAUCCAAAGCUAACAGUAAAGAUGUUAUAUGGGAGCCUCCUCAAAAAAUGUAGACACUUUACUUUGGACUCUAAGCUGGCAAACGUACAUGCAGAAUUGCAGUGGCAUAGACUGCAUGAUUUCCAAAUCCUCAGGAAUCAGUAUCCCUUUAAAAACCACAUGCAAUAUGGUUUAUACAAUAUUGUUAAGUUGUUGUAUACACUAUUGUUAAGUUGUUGCUGUUUUGACCAGGAGACUUUUUGGAGGGGGGAAACAGCAGAAAAGCAAUGUGUUUGAUUAUAUAUAUAUAAAAACCUGCACCCUGCCAAGUUUUGCGAAUUGCAGCUCCGUCAGAGUACAUUUCAAGCUUUCUGUUGCCUAGUCAACCAGUAUUUGCUCAUUUGUUCCAGUUCAGGAUAACCAUCUAGCUACAAAUUCCAGAAGGAGAGCCAUCUUAGCCCAUAGCAGCAAAAAAGCAAACAGUGCUGUGACAGAUAUUUGCUGGUUUGUUGUGAUAUGAGCUUGCAUAAGCAAUUUUUUCCAUGUUUCACUCGCUCCCAUUUUUGUUUGGGUUAGUGUAUUCUUUACAUCGUCCUCUGUGGACUGGGCGCUUUACAGAGUAUGAAAGGGGAAAGGGCCUUGUUCAGAAGAACUUACAAACUAAAAUUUGACAUUGAGCCAUUGGAAGGUAGAGUCAGGGGUAGACAGGUAAACAAGACUUGGUUACAAGCUUAAUUAUAGCAAGUUGUGGGACAUUCAGGUUAAGCUUUUUUUGUGUUGAGUAUUUUCCUGCAAAAUAUUCCCAACCGCUUUGUAUAAUUUCAACCCCUCCCAAAAAAAGCCCCGGCAUUGAGUAGUUUUCUAUUACCUUCUUGUGACUAGGUAAUAUGCCGGCUAAUCUUUUUUACAGUCACAUACUGAAGCACUUCUUCUUGGUGAAGAGAAUGUAUAGUAUUUACUGACGCUUUGAUUUUAGGUCAUGUUUUGGCAUAUGUACUAAAUCUUAGAGAUACUUCUGGCAGCACAUGGUGCUAAAUCCUUACUUCAUUGUUGUUGUUGUUUUAACCUUCCAUUGUUGCUGAUGUAUUAAUCUCAAAAUCUGUACUGUUCAAAACGUCCCAAUAUUUUAAAUGAAUGGAAAAUAUUUACAGGAGAUCCAGCAGCAGUUGCUUAAAAAGAUAACGUUACCUAAAACACACAGCAAUCAGUUAUGUGUAAUGUGUAAUGUUUAAGUCUCAACAGAUCCACCAAUUCAGAUGUUUUGGAGAAACAGAGUGGAGCGUCCUCAGCAUACUCAUAGCUCCUUGCCCCAGAAUGUUAAAGCCCAAAAUGUUAAAGCAAUAUAUGGUAGAUCUGGUAGUUUGUGUAGGAGGGAAAUGAAUGCCAGAGCUUAUAUACCAAAUUAAAAUCAAAUGCACACUUUGACCUGAUUGUAUAGGCACAGUUAAACAUGUCAGUAUGUUACAUUUCUUAUGUUUUUUCUGUUAAUGCUUCCUUUUCAAGGUCUGUGGGGUACUACCCUAAUGGAAGAAACCACAACCAGAGAGAGAUAUCUGAAAAGUGUUUUACGAGAACUGAUCACGUACUUGAUUUUUCUCCUGGUCUUGUGUUUCUGUAAGUAGACUCUUGCUAUCACUUUAACAUGAUAACUAAUAAUGACCACUAGUUAUUCUUAACAGGUAAUUCAGUAUAGUUCUAGUGGGUUGUUGUUUUUAAAGCAUUCCUCUUUCAAGACUAUGGACUGGCAUUGUUCCUAAAAUUAGUUAUUCAGCUGUAAUGGUUAUACAUUUUCUCUGAUUCAGUGUGUCUCUACAUGGUUAAUAGUCCUAGAAAAGAAAUAGCACAUGUGCUAACCUGUCUUGACAAUUCAUGAACGUCCAUCUUUUAUAGAAAAAGAGAGCCUUACAUUAUGCUAUCAAAAUUCAGUUGCAGAUGAUAUUACGAUUUUGCAAAAGCAACACUGCCACUCACAAAAUUGAAGUUCUGUAUUUGGUUCAGUUCCUCACCUGUGCUAAGGUGGGUUUUUUUGGGGGGGGGUUUAAGGAAUAAUUUUGAGUGUCAAGAACAAUAUUUCAUAAUCCUCUCUUCACUAGUGGAAAUCAACAAACAGAGCAUAUGAGUAAAGUGAAGAAGAUGCUACUGACAAGUUAUUAGUCUCUUCCCUUUCGGAGCACGGCUGGUGCAAGCUCAUUUGUGCUUAUGCCAGUAGCGUUGCUUCCUAAAGAAACAAAAAAUAUUCUGAGAGCAUUUUGCUGUUCUGCAGUGCAGGCUUUCUGUGAAGUUUAUUGCUGUUAGAGGCUAUCCAUAUUAGCAGCUUAGGCAGCUGAUUAACCAGAUGUGAAUUUGUAUGAAAUGCAUUGCUGUCUAAUGUGGUUUCAUUGAAAUUGCGAAGUUGCCAUCUUUUCCCUUUUUAAAAAGAUAUAUAUGCAAGAAACAUUUUUGGAUCGUAUGGACCAUUUUGUUUGAAUUAUUAGAACAAUUUUUAGAUUUGCUUAUGGUUCAGAUAUUUGGAGAAAUCAAAUAUGUAUUCUUCCAGCCAGCAGUUAGGUGCUCAAAACUUGGUUGUGACAUGAUCUAAAAUGGGUUACAUAAGCAGCAGCGCCACCAUUUUCUUUCUUUUGUUUAAAUGUUUUAAAGGACAGGAGAAAGAGGAGAGUACUAGAAAGAGAAGGACAAAGAUGGACUUGCGCAGAAAAAUAGUCAAAGGUAGAUUCCAUGAUGAGGGUUGAGUUCAAAGGUGGGUCAAAAAGGAUGAAAGCUACUGUUAAGAUAUACAAUAUUUUAGGUCUUUCUGUAACGGGGCCACUGAUGCUACAGCACAUUUAUUUGGGUGGAGCAUGAAAUCAGGCAGGUUCCAACAAGAUUGUGGGCAUUCCCUCCCCCCUAUUCCUGAAUCAGUAUAGGAUCAGUCCCAGACCCCCAUUGGCGUCUGCUAGAUAAAUCGUAGAGUGUUUGAAUCAAAAGUUUAUUUACCUACUGGGUUCAUAACACAGCCUAAAAAAAUAUUGUUUGAUACUUGUAUGGGUUGUAUGUUGUUGUUUUUUUUAAAAAAACAUUUUGACUCCCCCCCCCUCCAACUUGCGUUUACAGUGUCAUAUGGGAUGGUGAGUUCGAAUAUGUACUACUACACAAGGGUGAUGUCACAGCUCUUUCUAGACACACCAGUGUCAAAAAUGGAGAAGACCAAUUUUAAAACGUUAUCUACAAUGGAAGACUUCUGGAAGGUACUGUGGCAUUUGGUUUUUGAGCAGGAAUAUGUUCAAAUAAUAUGUACAUGGUGUGUUAUCAGAAAAAAUAUGAAAGCAAUUUUAGUCUAUUGCAGUGUUGAAAAGUAUGUAUGAUUUGGCAGGAGUUAAUGGUACGAUUUAAUCCAGUCUUUCAAAGACGCCAGUUAAUGAAACUACAACUACCUCACCUUCUUAUUUCUUGUGGUGCAAUGAUGACUUAAUUGGAAAAAGAUUUAGGUAGGUAGCCAUGUUGGUCUGAUGCAGUAAAAAAAUAAAAAAAUAAAUUGUCCAGUAGCACCUUAGAGACCAACUAAGUUUGUUCCGGGUAUAAGCUUUCGUGUGCAUGCACACUUCUUCAGAUACACUGAAACAGAAGUCACCAGACCCUUACAUAUAGUGGGAGGGUGGGGUGGGGUUAGUUAGGAUAAAACCAACUUCUCUCCAGUACAGUGGUACCUCGGGUUAAGUACUUAAUUCGUUCCGGAGGUCCGUACUUAACCUGAAACUGUUCUUAACCUGAAGCACCACUUUAGCUAAUGGGGCCUCCUGCUGCUGCUGCACCGCCGGAGCACGAUUUCUGUUCUCAUCCUGAAGCAAAGUUCUUAACCUGAAGCACUAUUUCUGGGUUAGUGGAGUCUGUAACCUGAAGCGUAUGUAACCUGAAGCGUAUGUAACCCGAGGUACCACUGUAUACAAAAGUUUCUCUUUGGAUUGCCUGGAAACAGUUCUUGCCAUCAACAGGACUAGUUUUCUAUAGUAUGAACAGAUAUACACAGAGGAUUAUGCUGUAAUAGUAGAAAUUGUUACACCAUGCCUAUUCUAAAACAUUAUUCGGUGAUAAAAUUGUAUCUUUAAAAAAAAAACAACCUGCAGAAUCUUAGCAAGAGUUAAUUUCCUUGAAACUGCAUUCUGUUUCAGUUCACUGAGGGUCCUUUGCUAGAUGGCCUGUACUGGGAGAUGUGGUACAACAACAGAACCGUGGCAGAGAACAGGAGUUUUAUCUACCAUGAGAACCUGCUUUUGGGAGUGCCUCGCAUUCGACAGCUGAAAGUGAGGAAUGGCACGUGUUCAAUACCUGAAGAUUUAAAAGAUGAAAUUAAAGACUGUUACGAUGUUUACUCUGUGAGCAAUGAGGACACUGCUCCGUUUGGGCCUCGCAAUGGAACCGCGUAUGUAUUUUUCUCACAUAAAUAUAGCCAACUCUAGCAAUCUGGAGCAGAUUUGGGGGGAAUGCAGGAGCCUGUAGGGUGAAGGGGGAAUCCAUCUCACAAAUGGGGGCUGUUCUUCUGGUGUGGGGACUUUGUUAGAUUUCAUUCAAUCUGUGCUGUAGUCCCUAUAAAAGCACUACAGUAAUACCUCGGGUUACAGCCGCUUCACGUUGCGUUUUUUAGGGUUACGGACCGCCGAAACCCGGAAGUACCGGAACGGGUUACUUCUGGGUUUCGGUGGUUGCGCAUGCGCAGAAGCGCUAAAUCACGCUUUGUGCAGAAGUGCCAAAUCGCAACCCGUGUGUCCACAGACGCGCAGACCCGGGUUUCAAACGCUGCGGGUUGCGAACGUGCAUCCCACAUGGAUCACGUUUGCAAACCGAGCGUCCACUGUAUUUUACCUGAGAUCCCAUAACCACUAAUUUGUUUCUGCUAACAUAAACAGCCUGUGUAAAUUUGAAAAAAACUGUUUUCUUUAAUAGUUCAGAUGCAUCCAUGUCUGCCACAACAGUUUAAUUUUGAUGGAGAGAGAAAAGGCUGAGAGGGAAUUUCCUCCAUCUGUGUCAGAAUUGUUAACCCUAAGAAUUUACAGUUAGGUUUUCCUGCAAAGUAGUAGACAUGCAUGAAAAGAAUUUCUUCAGUGUGUCUUUUCCGGUUGCAUUUCAGUUGGAUUUAUACCAAUGAAAAAGAUCUGAAUGGAAGCAGCCAUUGGGGGUUGCUUGCAACUUACAGUGGAGCUGGCUAUUACCAGGAUCUGUCCAGAAGCAGAGAGGAGACAUCUGCUUUAAUUCUUGGCCUUAAGAACAGCUUGUGGCUUGACAGAGGCACACGGGCAACAUUUAUAGAUUUUUCAGUGUACAAUGCAAACAUCAAUCUCUUCUGCAUUAUCAGGUAAGUCUGGAAUUGUUGGAUGAUGGAACACAGCCUUUAUGAAGCAGAUGGUAGCGUCUGCUUUCACUGUGUAGAUUUAGAGCAGGCUUCCUCAACCUCGGCCCUCCAGAUGUUUUAAGACUACAAUUCCAUUGUCCCUGACCACUGGUCCUGCUAGCUAGGGAUCAUGGGAGUUAUAGGUCAAAAAUAUCUGGAGGCCCGAGGAUGAGGAAGCUUGAUUUAAAGCAUCUGUGCGUAUUUAUUCAGAAGUAAUUAACAUUGAAAUCAAUGAAAACUAGAGCCAAACUAUAUACCGUAUUUUUUGCUCUAUUAGACACACUGGACGAUUGGACGCACAUAGUUUUUAGGGGAGGAAAACAAGAAAUAAGAAAGGAUUGCAAAGCAUCCUGAGCUAAGAGGGAGCGCUCCUCCAUCUUCGCUCAGGAGGCUUUGUGGGGCUGCCCUUGAAGCCAGGAGAGCAAGCAGGAUCGGUGCGCACCAAUCCCUCUUGCCGUCCUGGCUUCUUCUUUAGCCGUGAGCAGCCUUUCCCGGGCAAGGGGAGCCUUCAUCCCCUGCCCGGGAGAGGCUGCACGCGGCUAAGGCUACCCCAAGAGCCGCGCUCCCUCUAAAGAGCACGCGGAGGGUGUGUGCGACUCUUGGGGGCUUUUCCCCGAGGAAAAAAGCCCCCAAGAGCCGCACACACGCGGCUCUUUAAAGGGAGUGCUGAGCAGAGCCUCCCGCCUUCAUUCGCUGCAUAAGACGUACACUUACUUUUUAGGAGGGGAAAAGUGCCGUCUUAUAGAGCGAAAAAUACUAAUAACAAGGUGAAUUAAUUAUACAUGUCUUUAUUUUUUGAAAUGCAGGUUAUUGGUGGAGUUCCCACCAACAGGAGGCCUCCUUACAUCUUGGCAAUUCCAGCCUGUAAAGUUGAUCCACUACAUUUCCACUUUUGACUUCUUCCUGGCUGCCUGCGAAAUUGUCUUUUGUCUUUUUGUUCUUUAUUACGUGGUGGAAGAAAUCCUGGAAAUUCACAUACACAGACUCUUUUAUUUCAGGAGUCUUUGGAAUUGUCUUGAUGUUCUCAUUAUCGUGGUAAGUGAGAUCUAAGGACUACAAAUCUUUCAGUAGUGUCACUGCUGUCUUUUGAGAGAAGUGCUUGUGGAUUGAUGUGAAGAGUGGACUGACUCACUAGUUCUAAUGGGCACAGACCUUGGGUAGUUUGUCUCGUGAGUUCCCUGUGCAUGAGGAGGCAGUGUGCCUAUCUGCUCUUCCAGUGGUUCUGCACUGGUUCUGUAGCUGCCUCUUGCUGGGAAAGAAAACCUCUAGGGGAGUUGUCAUGAUGGUUGAGUUCUCAGUUAUCCCAUGGAGAGGGAGAGAUAUUGCAAGACUAGGCAGUUCUGUGUCUCACAAGAUUUCUGGACAAGAGUUACAGGUUCUUCUUAUGCUCUUUUAAGAUGCAUGUUCCAUAUUAUUUAUGUACUCUUUCUCUGCCCUCAGCUGUCGGUGGCAGCUAUUGGAAUUAAUAUAUAUCGAACAUCUGCUGUGGAUAGGUUACUGAAGGAGCUGCUGGAAAAUCAAAAUAACUUCCCAAAUUUUGAACCUUUAGCAUACUGGCAAACACAGUUCAACAAUAUUGCAGCUGUCACCAUGUUUUUCGUCUGGAUUAAGGUAAUUCGUGCUUAACUUAAAUGGCAUUUCAUCCCAUAUAUUAAUAUCUUUUUAACGGAAUUUGUAUUUGUUAUUUCGAUAAAUCAGUUUACAUCCAAAUCUGUUCAUGAUUUUAUUCCUUUAAACAUGUGUUGUGCCCUACCCUGCCAUAAAGACUCAUAGCAGGAAAGAGAACAUUCCAAACCAAGGGCAAAAUCCAUCAAAUCCAAAGUUGCUUUUGAAACUCUUUAUAUUUUAAGAGCUAAUGUUGAUCCAAGAAAGCUGUUGCUAGAAAGGAAGAGAAAACUCAAUUGGCUAGACCACCUGCUUUUUGCCUUGAAAGAAUGAUUAAAAUAUUUGAAAAUUAGAUUUAAAUGUAAAUUUCAUUUCCAAGUGACUUAUUACAACACUGUUUUCUGCUACUUGUGUCAUCCUUGGUAUCUUGUGCUACUUAGCAGAGAGAGUUCCUUUGAACCUUGUUUUGCCAGUACCAGCAUACUACACUCUGAAAUAAUUCAGCUGUAAAAGCCAGAUACCAUUUUUCAUAAUUUUUGAACCAAUACGCUCUAAUCCACUGUGGUUUGUGAGUGUCUGCCAAACCAGGACCUGAAUCCAUGAUUUAAAGGUUCAGCAAACAAGGAUUUGGUGUAGCCUCUGCACCACUCCAUAGUUUGCAAAGUUUGGCUGGCUUCCAUUGUUUAGAAUAGAAUCCAGAGAAUCACAGAGAAGGCAGGAGAAGAAGAAAACCACAAAAACCAUGGCUUCCAUGUGUUUGCCUGGAGCACACAUUGUGAAUUGGAGUCCGUCUAUGAUUAGUACAAACCGUGGCUUGGCAAUAUGUCUGAACAAGUCUACAGAAUUGUUUAAUAUUCCUUUUGUGGUUUACAGUAUUUAGCAGCCUAAUUCUUCUCCCUGUUUCCUACUCUCACUCAAUUACCCAGCUCAUGAAAUAUUUUUCUGUUCUUUGACAGCUCUUUAAAUUUAUCAGCUUCAACCGAACAAUGAACCAGUUAUCUACCACGAUGUCACGAUGUGCCAAAGAUGUUCUUGGGUUUGCCAUUAUGUUUUUCAUCAUUUUCAUAGCCUAUGCUCAGCUAGCUUACCUUGUGUUUGGUGCACAAGUUGACGAUUUCAGUACCUUCCAGGACAGUGUGUAAGUACAACAAUAGAAUCUUUAAAAGGCUGCCAGUGGCUUAGCAAAUGUCCUCAUCGGACACAGAAGAUCGCAUCAAAUUCAUUGUUAGAAUUCUGUCUGUUUUAGUGAAGUUCUUCUUGUGGAUUUUCAAAAUUCUAGCAUCAAAUAAAUUUCUCUGACGUUACGCAAAACUUAGAACCAUAUGAUUGUAGAGUUGGAAGGGACCUGGGGGUCAUGUAGUCCAACCCUCUGCAAUGCAGGAAUACGCAGCUGCUCCAUAUGGGGAGCAGACCUGCAAUCUUGGCAUUAUCAGCACCAUGCUGUAACCAACUGAACUUUUAGAAUCGAUAAAAUAUUUUAAUUUUUGCAGAUAUAUGUGCAAUGCAGCUGGACUUGUUUAGGCAGUUGCUAGCAGCCACCUAUCUUUGUGUUGAAAAGAAUGUUGUAGACCACUGCCAGAAUACAAAGGGGGGUGGGAUCAGUUUUAUGAGACUUACUCAACUAUUGGCUAAAACUGCAUUGUUCUCUUUAAAGUUUUACUCAGUUCCGCAUCCUGUUGGGAGAUUUUGACUUUACAGAGAUUGAAGAAGCUAACAGAGUUUUGGGACCAGUUUAUUUCACUACAUUUGUGUUCUUUAUGUUCUUCAUUCUUUUGGUAUGUAACCACUUUUGUUUUAUUGUCAUCAUCCUCUUAAGUUGAAUUUUAUUUGUUUUGUUUUAUUAUCUUUCCUGGGCUUCAAUACGACUAAUACUCAAAGGGCCUUAACAGUGUGCAGUUUCUGAGUUGUGUAUGUCCACAUGAUAAUGUCCACUCCUCAUUAUAAAAAAGUAACAGUUGUACAGUUUGACAGUAUGUGCGUGGGGCCCUGGGGAAGUGCAGGCACAAGUAUCCUGCCCCAAUCUGUUACGAGCUUACUCAGUUUCUGGAAUGUGAGACUGUGACUGCUUUGCGUUCCAUUCUUAAAUUGUGAAAUACACUUCGUAGAGAUGGCAGCCUCUCCCUAUUGUCCAUGUCCUUCUUGCAUUUUUCAAUUGAGGUGGAUCAAGAGGCCUUCAUUCUUCCCAAGCUCAGUUUGAACUCUAAAUAAACCUAAAACUAAAAUCAGUUCAGGAGCUGUUAUUUUGAGACAAAGCAUUAUGGAAAUGAGUUAUGGCUAUGAAUGCAACUACCUGUUGUUGUUGUUGUUGCCCAUUGUUGUUGUUAUAUCUACUAUAUUUAUACACCAUGCUUUAUCCAAGGAUCACGGGGCCAUUCACAGUAUACAUCUACAGCUCUUGUCAGAGUGCGUGAUGCUGAAAGGGGGAGGGAGAGCACCAAGCCUGGCCUAAUUUUAUUUUUCUUUUGCAUUUGACCCCAGAGGGUUAUACAUUAUAUCAUCAUCAUCAUCAUCAUCAUCAUAUAUUAUUUAUACCCCACCCAUCUGGCUGAGUUUCCCCAGCCACUCCAGGCAGCUCCCAAUCAAGUGUUAAACACAAUACAGCAUUAAAUAUUAAAAACUUCCCUGAGCAGGGCUGCCUUCAGAUGUCUUUUGAAGAUAGGAUAGCUGCUUAUUUCCUUCACAGCCAGCUGAAGGGAGGGUGUUUCACAGGGUGGGCACCACUACUGAGAAGGCCCUCUGUCUGGUUCCCUGUAACUUCACUUCUCACAAUGAGGGAACCGCCAGAAGGCUCUCAGCGCUGGAUCUCAGUGUCCGGGCAGAACGACGGGGGUGGAGACGCUCCUUCAGGUAUACAGGACCGAGGCAUGUUCACUCUUUUUGAGAGGACAGGAUAAUGAACAACUAGUUCUGGUGGAGCUGUUGCAAAUUACCCUCAUUAUUCUAGGUCCCCCUUCCUCUCACUUGGACAGAGCCUGCUGUUUUCUUUGAAAGUUACAAAACUUAAUCUUAGCAUACGCUCAGUAACUAUAUUUUAAUGAAGUCAAAGGCUUUGGGUUUGUUUGUUUUUCAAGCUGCAUUUUAAAAUGCUUUGUCUUAAACAGAACAUGUUUUUGGCCAUCAUCAACGAUACAUACUCUGAAGUCAAAUCGGAUAUGGCGCAGCAGAAAUCUGAAAUGGAACUGUCGGAUCUUAUAAGAAAGGUAAAAGCCUUUUACAGGUAUCUUUGCUGCCUUGACCUUACGGCACAAGCAAGGGGCUCAGAGCCCCUUCAGAAUGGUUAGCAAAUUAAUUCACAAUUCCUGAUUGGCAAAUUAAUUUACCAGUUCCUUUUAUUAAUCAUAUUUAAACAUGGAGCUUCAGCUGGUAUUUUAUGAAGGUACCUGAAUGCAGCUCCCAGGACAUGUCAGGGAUAAGGAACUUGUAGGCAUUCAGCAGUUGGACUCGCAACUCCCAUCAACUCCAACCUGUAUAGCCAUCAAGGCUGAUGGAAGCUGUCCAUCAUCUGGAGGGUCCAAGGUUUCCAUCUCUGGCAGGGAGAGCUGACAGUCUCUUCCCCAUCCAGUGCACCACUCUCUCCUUUACAGUCCUCCACACGUGGGAGAGCAAGUUUCUGAAGUGAGGAGGCCCUCCCUGCAUGUUAGAACCCUGGAAAGUCAAUAUCUUCAUGUGAGUAAACUUAACAGCUGAAGAAGAUUGACACUGAUCUCUUUAGCAGUUAGAAAGCAGCAAUGUACAGGUCACAGGUCAGUUAGAAAGCAUUUUGCCACACAAAACAUUCCCAAGUUAAUCCUCUGAUGUGGAAGUAGGAAGCUCAGUGCAUUCAUACCAAAGGUAAUGUGAGAGGAAAGCAUCCAUAAAAAUACACAGUUAUAGCAUAUGCUGCUAAGUUUUAUAGCUUUGACUAUAUAUACAGACUGUAUUUCCUAUUUCAGGGUUACACUAAAGCCAUGGUGAAAUUAAAACUUAAAAAAACACCAGUUGAUGACAUUUCAGAGAGUCUGCGACAAAGCGGAGGCAAAUUGAACUUUGAUGAACUGCGGCAAGACCUGAAGGGGUAAGUUUAACUGUCCUCCUCUGUAAAACAGUUGUACCUCUGCUUAUGUAUCCCUCUGGAUAUGUAAACUUUGACUUGCGAAUGCGGCAAACCCGGAAGUGUAUACUGCUGGGUUUCGUCGCAUGCACAGAAGUGGUGCCUUUGGAUGUGGACUUUUCAGGUUGCAGACAGACCCCCCGGAAUGAAUUAAGUUUGUAUCCGGAGGGCCCACUGUACUCUCCCAGCAAAAGGCUCUUGGUGACCAUAGUUCAAGAACAAUGGUGGUGAGUAGCCUUUUCAGCAUCCUGAACUUGCUUUCCACAUGGUGCAUUAAGGAGUAAUUAAUUUCACCAACCUUUUUUUGUGCGAUGGGUGGAUUUUGAUCUUUUUCAAUGGAUAUUUUUGUAUGGAAUGCCAAUUUUAGACAUACUAACGAUAGCAAAAUAACAUCAUGGAUCCAAGGAGCAGUUAUAUUUGCUGAUUUGUGUCUGUUCAUGCAUAAUGUUUUAACUUCUCCUACCCUGUAUCCUUUGGCAACCUUUUGUUGAAGCUUGUGUGUGUGUGUUUUAUUUCCAGAAGGGGACACACUGAUGCCGAGAUUGAAGCCAUCUUUACAAAGUAUGACCAAGAUGGAGAUCAGGAAUUGACUGAGCUGGAGCAUCAGCAAAUGAGAGAUGAUUUGGAAAAAGAGAGGGUGAGUUAUGGUUUAAAUACCACGGGAUGACUUCCUGAAAUGAACAAAUACUGUUUUUAGCUGUAUUCGCUAUUAGAAGUCUGGAUUAUAUGAUCCAAGCUACUGCUUUUGCUUUCAGCGAAGCAGUUUUAUCUUAUUUUUGCUUGCUCCAUUUGUACUGUAUUCUGCUUGUGCAGAUCUUGGACCAGUGCAAGGCAGAGUAGAACGACGCCUUAUGUUUGGCCUUGCCGAGCCACAAAUGCCAUCGUUAGUUUCAGAAUAAAGAAGGUAAAAAUGGCAAGACACAAAGUACACAUGGAAUAAUGCUGCAGGAAGCUGUCUCAAAUAAUCACUUAGGCAGAAUUUUGAAUUUCAGUUUGUGGCAAGCAUGGGUCCCUGGUUGUAACAAGCUCGGGAGGAAAGAGAGCUUUGUGUAUUUCUGAUAUUGUGCCUGCCCUACGAACCUUAUAGCCUUUGUUAUUUUCACCAAGGAGGACUUAGAGUUAGACAGAAGCUCUCUGAAUCGUCCGCUGAGCGGCCGUAGCUUCCCACGAAGCCUGGAUGACUCUGAAGAGGACGACGAUGACGACAGCGGACACAGCUCCCGGAGGAGAGGCAGCAGCUCAAGUGGGGUUUCGUAUGAAGAAUUUCAAGUGUUAGUAUUAGGAAUUUUGGGGGUUUUAAAACAAUGUCAUUGUCCAACACAGUUCUGGAUAUUCCUUUUGAAAUGCAUCCUAGGAAACGACCUCAAUCUGAGCCAGGCCACUGGUCGUCCAUCAGGUUCAGUCUUGUCUACACUGACUGACAGCAGCCUCCAAGAUUUCAGGCAGGGGAUAUUCCCAGCCCUACACGGAGAUGCUGGGAACUAAAUCCUGGGACCUUUGAAUGCAAAACAGAUGCUUUAACAUUGAACUGUGGUGCUCCAUCACUUACAAGCAGAGCCCUGCAACAACAUGUUGCUUGUAUCCCUCGUGUGGUUGUGUGAGAGAGACUUGAAUCUGUUACUUGGGGGUGGGCAUUAGCAUUAAAGGCAAGUAAAAGGUAAAGGGACCCCUGACCAUUAGGUCCAGUCGUGGCCGACUCUGGGGUUGUGGCGCUCAUCUUGCUUUAUUGGCCGAGGGAGCCGGCGUUCCGGGUCAUGUGGCCAGCAUGUCUAAGCCGCUUCUGGCGAACCAGAGCAGCACACGGAAACGCCGUUUACCUUCCCGCCGGAGCGGUACCUAUUUAUCUACUUGCACUUUGACGUGCUUUUGAACUGCUAGGUUGGCAAGAGCAGGGACCGAGGAGUAGAGCAGGAGCUCACCCCGUCGGGGGGAUUCGAACCGCCAACCUUCUGAUUGGCAAGUCCUAGGCUCUGUGGUUUAACCCACAGCGCCACCCGCGUCCCUUUUAUCAAAGGCAAGAGCUCCUGCUAUAACCAGGAUCUUCAUGGGUUUUGCGUUUGUUUGUUUGUUUGUUUUCAGCAUUUAUAUAUGUAUAAAAUAGCCUGCAUUCAAACCAGUGGGGCAUGAGGCUUCUGCUUGCAAUGGAGUGCUGGAUUUGUCUUGGGAGAAGGUGCAGGGAGAAGGCAGUUGCCAGAAAUUGCUCAGAGUUCCCUUGGUGGAUCACUGUCUACCUUCUUCCCAUCUCUGAUUUAUGAAUGUUCUGUAUUGCCUCUGGAAACUUCAGUCUGGGAACAUAAUGUGAAGGAAUCCAGCUGAAAAAUAUCUGAGGGAAAAUGCUUCUGUUCCAGUGGAAAACAGAAGGGGGAAUAACACUAAAUACAGAUGGGUAGUAACAACAAGCCGUCCUGUGACUAAGUCAGCAAAGGAAUGUGGGACUAUUGUUUCUGGACAGCUGUGCAUUUAUGCUGUCAUCCUGCUAGAAUAAGCUAAAACACUUGAGUAUCCUGACCACUCUCUAAUCUUGAUGUCUUUCUGUUGUGUGUUGCAAAGCCUUGCAUAGGGUUGUAGCUAUAUGAGCAGCCAGCAAGCAUAGGAGAUGAUUGUUGCUGAUUCUGUUGCCUAGGCAUUCUGAGCGAGGUGCUGAAAGGUUCUUGGGUUGCUGCUGUUAGUGUCCUUCCACAGUAGUACGUGUAGACUGCUCAAUUGUCUUCUGAGAUGUCCAGAUAUAGCGGAAUUCUACUUGAUUAUGAAUGUUCAAAGAACAUUGCAUGGUGCCUUUCCUCCCUUUUAAUCAAGGCUAUUGUAUAUUCAGCGGUAGAACUAUACGAUUGCCAGAGAACAUGAGCUCUCGGCUGUUUUUCUCAAUUUAAAGUGGCACCUCUUGUGUGCUCCAGAAGACAGUUGCCAUGCAAAGAAGCUGUGGCUCCCAUUGCUAUGGUCUGUGGAGUGUUGCUUGCAGCAUUUCACACACCCCGUAAUAAAAUAACCAUGUAUUUAUGCUUUGUUGCGGAUUUAUUUAUCAAGGUACUUCACCUGCAUUAAACUGUUGAAAUCCAUAUAACAGCCCUGCAAGGUUGGCUACUAUUCUUACCAUUACUGAAAAUGGGAGGUUGAAUGGGAGUGGCAUUCCUAAGGCCACUUCAUAGGUCCAUGUCAGAGGCAAAAUUCAAAGUGAGGCUUCCCUGAUUCAGAUGCUGCUUCAGUACUGACCACUUUGCUUGGCCGCGGCUCCUCGGGGUUUCUCCCUGUUCUUACACUACUUUUUCAUUGGAGAUGCAAGAGACUGAUCUGUGCAAAAGUACAUGAUAAUAGACCACUAGGGCAGAGGGGCUUUUUCCUAACAAGUAUUACAUGAAUUGCUUGAUCAUUAAAUCUCUAGUCAAAAUAAAAUACGCAUUGUUUAAGUAAAAACCAUAUUUUAUUUAAAAAAAUGUUUGGCUCUAGGUUGGUGCGGCGAGUGGAUCGCAUGGAGCAUUCCAUAGGCAGCAUUGUUUCUAAGAUUGACGCUGUCAUCGUGAAGUUGGAAGCCAUGGAGAGAGCAAAACUGAAAAGGAAAGAGGUGCUGGGAAGGCUGCUUGAUGGGGUCAUAGAGGUAACUCACAUGUGCCAGAAAAAGGCAAACAGUUCUUGCAAAUUUGCUGUUUCACUCUAUUCCUGUUUUCUUAAGACAAAGUAUUGUUUCUGUUAGCUGUGUUAGUAAUUUUUAACCAUUUAAACCACUGUCAGAGCUGGCUCCAGGUCCCAGCUCACAGAGGACCAACGCUAGCCGGCAGUAAUGUACAAAAGUCUUUAUUGAAGUACAGUUUCCAUUUUCAAGCCGCAGCGCCCCAGCACUACGUCUAGGGGUUAGCGCGGCGAAGCUCCAUCUGAGUCUCCGCCCCCUGUAGACCAGUUUAAGAUUCUACCCUUCCUCCACCUCGUACGUCUCUCCUUUCUCCUCUGGGUCCUGCUACCCCCGGGUCCCUUCCUUCCUGGAUUCUUCUGACGCUGACCCUCCUGACUCCUCCCCCUCUAUACGGCGGGCUUUGGGACCUGGCUCCCUAUCCGGGCUGCCAACUGCGCCGCCCUCCUGUACAAUUGAACUUGGCGCGCGCGCCCAGCCUUCAACCUUCCUCUCGACCGGUUCCUCGCUCCCCGAUGGAGGCGUGGCCAAUCCUGACUCAUGUCCUCCCACUGGCAGUGCGCCGCCUGAUCCCGAUGCCUGGGACCCCUCCCCCCUACUGCACUCUGGUGUGGACGCUGGUCCUGAUUUCCAACUGCUGCUCUCUGAGUCCCCUCUGGCCCCUUCUUCCUGGGGUGUCCCCUCGGCACCCCCUUGCUCUGACCAAGGGAGCCCCUUUCUGUGAAUCUUCCGAUUCGUUGGCCCUUUGGCAGGUGUCGCACCUCGAGACGUAAUCCGCGACUUCCCCCCGCAUCUUGGGCCACCAAAAAUCUCUGGCUACUAAUUCUACCGUCUUCUCCUUGCCAAAGUGCCCGGCGGUGGGUGCGUCGUGCAACUGCUGCAGUACUUUCGCGCGGAGGUCGUCUCCCGGUACGUAGAGGGCCCCUCUGCGGAUGAGCAAUCCGUCGCGUAUCUGGAACUCGUCGUCCUCCGCUGUGCCCCUUUGCACCUCUGCCAUCUUUGCUUGCGCGAAGGGGUCCUCCUGCAGUGCUCGACGUACAGCAUCCAGGUCCACGGUUGCUGAAGCGCACGCCCACGCUUCGGUGCGAAAAUGUGCUUGGCCGCUGCUGGUGCCGCCUCCUCGAGGUAUUGCGGCUUUCUGGACAGUGCAUCCGCCAUGAUGUUGUUGUCGCCUGGGAUGUACUCUAUCCUGAAGUCGAAAUCCGCAAAGAACUCCGCCCAUCGUAUGUGCCUCUGGUUCAGGAACCUUGCCGUGCGCCAGUACUCCAGGUUUUAUGGUCCGUGCGGACCUGCACUGUGUGUUUGGCUCCAAUGAGGAAGUGCCGCCACGCCUUGAAUGCUGCAUGAAUGGCCAGCAACUCCCUGUCCCAGAUGGUGUAGUUCUGCUCUGACUUGCUGAGCUUCCUGGAGUAGAAGGCACACGGUCUCCAGUCCCCAUGCGGGUCUUGCUGCAACAGUACUGCUCCCACGGCUCUGUCUGGGGCGUCCGUUUCAACCCUCAUCGGUCUGCUGGGAUUCACAUGCAGUAGCUGCUCUUCGGACGAGAAGAGGCGGCUGAGUUUCUGAAAGGACUGCUCCGCUUGCUCCGUCCAGAUGAACUUCUUCUUCUUGGAGCUGAGCGUGUCGGUAAUGGCCGCCGUCUGCAUCGCGAACCCCUUGAUGAACUUGCGGUAAAAGUUGGCGAAACCGACAAACCGCUGGACCUCCUUCCGAUUGCGCGGGCUCUUCCAGUCCAACACUGAGCGAACCUUGGCGCUGUCCAUGGCGAGCCCCUUGUCCGACAACUCGUAGCCCAGGAAAUCUACCUCCUUCAUGUCGAACUGGCACUUCUCCAGCUUGGCGUACAGCCUGUGCUCCUGCAGUCUCUGCAGAACUUCCUUGACGUCUCCCUCGUGGGUCUCCUCUGAUUCUGAAAAUAUCAGGAUGUCGUCCAGGAAGCAGACGCAUUUCUUGUAGAGGAGACCCGCCAAUACGUGAUGCAUGAAGGCUUGAAAACAGUGGGAGCCAUUUUGUAAUCCAAAGGGCAUAACUCUGUAUUCAUAGGUGCCCAGGAACAUGGCAGUCUUCCAUUCGUCGCCCUCCCGUAUGCGAAUCAGGUUGUACGCCCCUCGCAGAUCCAACUUUGUGAAACGCGUCCUUUCCUCACCGUUGCGAGCAGGUCAUCUAUCUUGGGCAUGGGAAAGGCUGUGGGCUUGGUUUUCGAGUUCAAAAUUCUAUAGUCCACCACAAGCCUUUUUUGGGGCGUGUCCUUCUUCUUCACAAAGAAUACAGGACUGCCCCCACUGCCUUCGACUCCUGGAUGAAACCGCGCUUCAAGUUGAGGUCUAUGAACUCCCUGAGUUCCUGCAGCUCGUCUUCAGACAUGGAAUACAGUUUCCCGGUUGGCAGCGUCGCCCCUGGCAGGAGGUCAAUCUUGCAGUCAUAGGACCUGUGGGGAGGUAGCUUGUCCGCUUCCUUCUCGCAGAAAACCUCCAAAACGCUGCGUACUUAGGUGGCACUGCUUGCAGCGUGCCUAAUUGUAGCUGCGGGUCAUCCUCUUCCCCUUCCGGGCUAGGCAGAAUGCAAUGUUCCGCACAGUAUGAGGAGCCGAAGGUCAGUUGUCGCUGGUACCACGCCAAUGCUGGGCUGUGCCUGUGCAGCCAACUCAUGCCUAAUACUAUAGGCGUGUCCGACAGUUGGGUGACAUUGAAGCUGAUGACUUCUCGGUGAUUCCCAAUUUGCAUCACCAUCGGCGAGUUUGCUGCAGCUCCUGCCCCCCCAGCAAUUCCCUGCCAUCCACCGUGACAACUUUCAGAGGCAGCGUGGCUGGCAGGAGUGCUAUGUUGUGCUCUUGAAUGAAAUCCAGUCCUAUGAAGUCUGCGUUACUACCAGAGUCAAUGGUAAUCGGCACUUCCAUAGUGAGUCCAUUGGGUAGUUGGAGCGAUGCUGUGAGCUGCACCACUGGUUUGGGCGGGAGGGGGACUGUGGGCUGCAAAAUCUCUGGGGACGGCUUCAUUGACUUGUCUGGCUGGGCCCCAGUGCCUCUUCCUCCAACCAGACUCUGUCGUUUCCCUGCUGUGGUUCUCUCUGCUGAGUUGCGUCUGUUACUGUUGCUGAGGCUGCAGUGUGCUUGUGGAGCCUCUGGGGACACUCUUUCGCCAUGUGCUGAGCACUGUCGCAGAUGUAGCACUUCCUGUUCCCUCUAGGAGGCUUCGCUUUGACUGCUCCCGGUGUUAGGGCUCUGGUUGCUGACUGAGCCCUGGCGCCUCCAAUCUCCAUCGGUUGCUCUCCCCCUCCUUGCGGAGGUGGGGAUUGCACACGCGCUGCAUCCUUGGGAAAGAGGGAGGUGCUCUCACUGGCGUACGUCCCCAACGUCCUUCUUCUCUGUUCCAUGGACGUUCUUCCAGACGCACCCCAAUUUGCAGCGCCCGCCGGACAACCUCCUGAGUGCUCUUUGGUCUCUCCCCCCUUGCAAUCUCAUCUUUCACAUUUGCAUUCAAGCCUUCCCAAAAAGGUCUCUGGCUGGGGCAGAAUCCUUCUCCCAUCCCAGCGCAUGGACUAAUGCAAAAAGCGGGAAUGGUACUGCCUUACACUGGCUCUGCCUUGUUUGAGCCCAUGUAUGUCUUUUCUGGCGAUAUCAAUGUCUAUAUUUGAUAAAAACACGAAUCCAUCGCUUUAAUGAAUGCAUCCGCAUUUUGGAGCGCCGGAUCCUUAUCUCUCCACAGAUUGCGCAGCCACGCUUUAGCUUCCCCAUGCAAAUGGGACAAGAUAAACCCCACCUUCUCUUGCUCAUCUCUAAAGUCUUUAUCCAGCAGUUCCAGCGCAAACAGCACGUCUGCUCGGAAGUUAGGGUACUGCUGCAAAUUCCCAUCGAAAUGAGAUACCAGGCUGCCUCCUCUUUUCCCCAGCCCAAUCCCCUCUGAUUUGGGUCCCGGUUGCCCCUGCUUAGCAAGCACUUCCAACCUGGCUUGGAGAUCCCUGCAGGCGGCAGCCGCUUCCUCUUCCCUUUUCCUGGAUGCGAGUACCUCCGCGUUGAGUUGUGUCACUGCAUUUUGCAGGGCUGCUAGUUGCUGUUCUGUAGUCAUCUUGCCUGACUUUUGUGAGCUCGCGAAGCACCAAUCUUCUUCCCUCGCUGCGUCCACUCACGUUACGAGGUUUUUGGUGCAAAACUUUUAGAGAUGGAGCUUACUGUCAGAGCUGGCUCCAGGUCCCAGCUCACAGAGGACCAACGCUAGCCGGCAGUAAUGUACAAAAGUCUUUAUUGAAGUACAGUUUCCAUUUUCAAGCCGCAGCGCCUCAGCUCUACGUCUAGGGGUUAGAUCGGCGAAGCUCCAUCUGAGUCUCCGCCCCCUGUACACCAGUUUAAGAUUCUAGCCUUACUCCACCUCUUACGUCUCUCCUUUCUCCUCUGGGUCCUGCUACCCCCCGGGGUCCCUUCCUUCCUGGAUUCUUCUGGCGCUGACCCCCUGACUCCUCCCCCUCUUUUCGGCGGGCUUUGGGACCUGGCUCCUAUCCGGGCUGCCAACUGCGCCGCCCUCCUGUACAUUUGAACUUGGCGCGCGCCCAGCCUUCAACCUUCCUCUCGACCGUUUCCUCGCUCCCCGAUGGAGGCGUGGCCAAUCCUGACUCAUGUCCUCCCACUGGCAGUGCGCCGCCUGAUCCCGAUGCCUGGGACCCCUCCCCCCCUACUGCACUCUGGUGUGGACGCUGGUCCUGAUUUCCAACUGCUGCUCUCUGAGUCCCCUCUGGCCCCUUCUUCCUGGGGUGUCCCCCUCGGCACCCCCCUUGCUCUGACCAAGGGGCCCCUUUCUGUGAAUCUUCCGAUUCGCUGGAAAGACUCAGAGACCUCGGACCGCUGUCAUCGCUAACAUUUCCUUCGGACUCCUCCCCCUCGCUCUCUAUUUCCUCCCUUUCCUGUGCCUCUGCUCCUGAACCCCUGACAACCACAUAAGUGUUUCUUCCCAGUUUAAGAAUUCAUACUCCAGUGUAUCUUUUUUUGCAAUCUUUGUAUGAUCGGACACUAUGAUAUUUGUGCCUAGGACGACAGGCUGGGCCGUGAUAAUGAAGUCCACAGGGAUCAGAUGGAGAGACUUGUAAGAGAAGAGCUGGAGCGAUGGGAAUCGGAUGACACGGCAUCCCAAGUGAGCCACAGACUGGGAACUCCAAUGGGGCUCAAUGGCCAGUCCCGGGCUAGGAGUUCCCGCCCUUCUUCCUCACAGUCCACAGAAGGCAUUGAUGCCGGAGGAGGUGGGAACAGUGGCAACAAUGUCCAUGUCUAG
Molecule: messenger RNA, 21242 nt
Organism: Podarcis lilfordi (Lilford's wall lizard)
Lineage: Eukaryota; Metazoa; Chordata; Lepidosauria; Squamata; Lacertidae
Source: the annotation of a GenBank genome assembly